This is a messenger RNA of Chlorella variabilis, 1184 nucleotides long. RefSeq lists its product as hypothetical. Lineage: Eukaryota; Viridiplantae; Chlorophyta; Trebouxiophyceae; Chlorellales; Chlorellaceae. The record is from RefSeq and is a predicted model, not a curated record. Gene Ontology annotation, molecular function: carbonate dehydratase activity; zinc ion binding. The coding region runs from base 38 to 961 and encodes 307 amino acids. The transcript has 8 exons.
GUUCCUCUCUAGCUUUUGUCGCUGCAGGCGAACGUUAAUGGCUCCGUUUUCGGCCUCUGCCGACGAGUCAGCUCCCAGCCCUACCUGCCAGCACUGGAACCACGCCGCCGCCGGCCGAGAGUGGCCCUCCCACGACGCCGAAUGCGGCUGGACCUGUGCCGGCCACCAUCAAAGCCCCAUCAACGUGCCCCGCCGGGUGGACGCCAGGCUGAGCAAGCACCUGAGGGCCAACCUGCAGUUCGGCACGGCAACCGACCUGCGCGUCCUCAAUAUCGGUCACGCGGUCCAGGUGGAGUUCUCCCCCCCCGCCGACAGCCGCGCCUCGGUGGUGGUGCUGGGCGACUCUGUGGCCAACCUGUACGAUGCCGCCAACCCCAACCGCCUCCCCUUCACCCGCAUCAACCUGGAGCCGCUGCAGUUCCACAUGCAUGCCACCUCUGAGCAUCUGGUGCACGGCAAGAGCGCAAUGCUGGAGCUGCACCUCGUGACCAAGCUGGUGGCCACACCUGGCGCCACACUGCCCAAGGAGUGCCCCGAGGGCUCCGAUGCACUCUGCCUGGCCGUGUUUGGCGUGCUGUACGACAUCAAGCACGGCGACAACGUCACCCGCGGCGACCCCACAAUCCAGCAGAUCAUUGACAACCUUCCCACCUGCCCCGAAGCCGGCAAGGAGUGUGUGAAAGAUGUGCCCGGCUGGGAGCUGGACCUGUCUUCCUUCUUCCCCGACACCACCUACCAUGCCUAUACCGGCUCCCUCACCACCCCGCCCUGCACCGAGGGCGUGAUGUGGCAUGUCUUCCCCAACGUGCGGGCCGUGCUGUCAGAGCAGCAGGCCAUCGAUCUGCAGCUGGCGCUGUCCGCCGCCACGAUUGAGGGCCAGGCAGUGCUCAACCGCCUGAACAACCGCGUCGUGCAGCCCCGCAACGACCGCAACGUGUUUGCCGCGUGCGCCACCUCGUGAUCCACCCUGAUUUUGAUACUGCGUUCUUGGAGUUUUCGAAGCAGCUGAUCACAUGCCUGUUGAUCACGCUGGGUGUUUUUCGAUUGCACCCGCCGCCCACCCAAGCCCAACUGCCUUGUCCUGCCAUGCUCCUAUGGGCAGGCCCUUCCCUGCUGUUCCUCCCAUCCAUCGUAACUUGUUGCUAUUGCUCCUGGGCUGAGAUCAUUGAAGAAGCAUCCCAGGC